AUGGUGCUGCCGGUGGAGUGGCGUGCUGCUUUGGUGCUGGACGAUGGUGUUACUGAUUAUGUCACUUUACCCAAAAUGUCCUCAAUGCGUAACGCUUUAAAUUCAACAGCAAUGGAUAUCAUGUUCUACCAGUCACCACUGUAUCGAAAUGAAAUAAUGGACGGUUUGCUGAAGUCGUUGAAUAAUGUGUAUAGUUUGUUUAUCGAGAAUUAUCCGGAUUUUGACGGGCCGAUCUCGAUUUACGCUCAUUCUCUUGGCUCUGUGAUGUGUUACGACCUGCUCACCAGCUGGUCUCCGCUUGUCCUGUACGACAAAUACGUUGCUGAAACCAUUGUAAGGGCAGCGUUUUUUUUUUUUUUCCACUUCUGUAAUACACUAGGCGAAGCAGAAAGCUGGCCGUACUUACUGAGAAUUUCUAAAGAAAUCUCGAGAUGGCUCAUGUCUUUCCGUCACCUAUGA
Molecule: messenger RNA, 459 nt
Organism: Gongylonema pulchrum
Lineage: Eukaryota; Metazoa; Nematoda; Chromadorea; Rhabditida; Gongylonematidae
Source: the annotation of a GenBank genome assembly